Leucoraja erinaceus (little skate) is the source of this 6687-nucleotide messenger RNA. Its product is annotated as desmocollin-3-like. Gene Ontology annotation, biological process: multicellular organism development; regulation of axonogenesis; homophilic cell-cell adhesion. Gene Ontology annotation, cellular component: neuron projection; postsynaptic density; intercalated disc. Gene Ontology annotation, molecular function: cadherin binding; calcium ion binding. The transcript is spliced from 16 exons. NCBI's taxonomy places the organism in Eukaryota, Metazoa, Chordata, Chondrichthyes, Rajiformes, Rajidae. The record is from RefSeq and is a predicted model, not a curated record. The coding region runs from base 352 to 3090 and encodes 912 amino acids.
UGUCUUGGGUGAAGUAUACUUUGAAACUCAGAGACUGCGGUGGUACCGGGCAGUGCAGAAGUAUUGGGGAACUGUCUGCGGAACAGCGAGAGCAGAAAGCUGUUGUAACCCGAGGCUGGGCACGCUCUUUUCACAUCUCUCUCUCAUCUCCAAACUUUGCACACUCUGAGACUUUUACAGGCACUGUGUUUUGUUUAUUGUGUGCACAGAAUCUACUCUCAGAGACUUUGCAAGUGAGUUUUGUUUUCACGCACACGCACACAGCAAGGGGCAAGUUUACACGCUGUUCUCUAGACCGGCUGCAGGAGAACGGAGAGCCUUUAGUAGCAUCGCCGCGGGACUCGGGGAACGAUGUGUGGACACGCCGGGCGGAUCGCUGCCCUUGCCUCGCUGCUUCUGGUGUUUGCACGACUUGAAGACGCAUGUUUCAACAAUUCUUUGGAGGUGGUUUUAGAGAGUCGUACAAUUACAGCAGGACAGCUGAUUUCGAAAGUGGAUUUGGAUGGCUGCCAACAGGGGACAUUACAGAUCGGUUCCUCUGAUGCACGUUUUGUCAUGAAGUCUGGUGUUUUGUACGCCGUUAGUAGCUUCAAUGCUACCACUGAUCAAAUUACCUUUGACAUCUACCUCGAAGAUCCUGUGACCGAGGACCCAUCGAAAAUUCACGUUCGCCUACUAUUCGCAGCCAAACUUAAGGAACAGGGUCGGAAGCGAAGAGCUGUUCUACUGCACCGGCAGAAGAGGCGUUGGCAAUUUAUUCCUUUCAAACUCACGGAGAACUCCGAAGGUCCUUUCCCCAAGUAUUGUCAAACUAUAAGGUCAGACGAUGAACAGGGUCAUACAAUUUCUUACCAUAUAUCGGGUUCAGGAGUUGAUAAACCUCCAGUCGACUUGUUCCGUGUAGAGCAUGACACUGGGAAAAUCUUUGUGUCGGGGCCUGUGGAUCGAGAGGAAUAUUCGUCGUUUAAACUGAUUGGGAAGGCAAUACGAAAGGGAGGCGAUGUGUAUGAGCGGCUACUCGACCUGACCAUUAAAGUCAUCGACGUUAAUGACAAUGUCCCAAUGUUUACUGAAAAAGUGUUUGAUGUGAACUUUCCCGAGUGUUCAGCAGCCGGUAAGUCGGUGGUAAACCUGACUGCCACCGACGAAGACGAGCCCAACACAAUAAAUACUCUGCUGGUUUAUCGGAUUCUGUCCCAGGAACCACUUUCCAGGUUUGGUUCAUUCUUCUCCAUUGAUGGAAAGACCGGCGAGAUCAAAACCACCAGUGAUAAACUAAAUCGAGAGGAACAAAACACCUACACCCUUGAUGUAGAAGUUAGAGAUUUGGACGGGAAAUCGUAUGGAUUAUCCUCUAAAGGGAAGGUGGUCAUCCACAUCACCGAUAUGAAUGAUCACCUACCAACAUUCAAAGAAUCCAGAUACACCAUUGACGUGAAGGAGACUGUGAGCAACAUCAUGGUCCUCCGGAUGCCUGUAGAAGACCAAGAUGCGGCUGGCACCAGUGCAAGCAGAGCGGUGUUCAAAAUCAUCAAGGGCAAUGAGAAUGGCAACUUCAACAUGUCUACCGAUCCCAAAACUAACGAAGGUCUCUUGUACGUUGUCAAGCCGCUGGAUGCCGAGACUACCCGCUUGAUGCAGUUGGACGUUGCGGUGGAGAACGAGGCGCCCCUGAUCGGGAAAGCCUCUCGGCAGCAGGUGGCCAAAGUCACGGUCAACGUGCUGGAUGUGGAUGAAGGGCCGGAGUUUGUCCCCUCCGUCAAACACCUGUGGACGGAGGAGAAUGUUCCUCUGAGCACCAUCCUGGGCUCGUUCACGGCCAGAGACCCAGAGACGAAGAGCAGUGAUAACAUCAGGUAUCGCAAGUUAACUGACCCUGCGGACUGGGUGUCCAUUGAUCCCAAAACGGGGCAGAUCCAAACCGCUGCCAUAAUCGACAGGGAGUCCAUGUACGUGAAACACAACAAGUACAAUGUUACAGUCCUGGCCAUGGAAGACAAAGACCAUUCGAGAUCAUGCACUGGGACGGUGGUGAUAAACCUGCACGACGUCAAUGAUAACGGCCCGGUGAUUUCCAAUACAAACCUGCACAUUUGCGAGAAUGGAGACCAUCACUUUGUCAAUAUCUCAGCCGAGGAUCUCGACGCAUCACCCAAUGCUGCUCCCUUCACCUUCCUCUUCCCAAACGACCAACCCGAGAUUAAAAAGAAGUGGGAGAUAUUUAACCACAUGGGGUCCUAUGCGUUCAUGAAACCAAAGGGCAGUCUUAUUCCUGGGCACUAUAACGUUCCCAUCAUCAUUCAGGACCAGCAACACCACGAGACCGAAGAUACUCUGAAGAUUGUCAUUUGCGAGUGUCCUAACAGGUUGAACUGUGCUGGUAGACUCGCUUCUAAAAAGGCCGUCCUGGGUGGACUGGGCAUUCUCGUUAUGUUCCUGGCUGCUUUGUGUCUGCUUUGUUUGCUCUUGGCUGCAUUCGCCUUGUAUUGUGGUGGAGAUGGUAAGAAAAAGGUUCCCGUGAAUUCUCAAGGCCAAUAUCAUCAGACUCUUAUUGUGUCCAAUGAAGAGGGUGGUGGACAGCAAGAUAUGAACCUCUCGUCAUUGGAUGUCCCCGUGAAUCAUGGUGAAAACAUGGGUCAAAUGCAUGGCACGUUGGGCCUGGGUACCGGGAGUGGAGUCAAACAAACAUUAGGCAGCUUCGGAGGUGCUAGGACUGAGGUGGACAUGGGUCAACAGAUGGUGAAUGGGUCCAGUGGUGCUUUUUAUGAUGAGAAUGGUACAUUGAUAGUGGAUCGCACCCUCUAUGUUGAUGGUGGGAGCAUCGUGGACGACGACUACACAAUGGGAAGUCGGAAGAGUCAUGGCCUGAUGGAGCUCCUUCGCUCGCAAGUUGACCAGGUUUACGAGAAUGAACAGGAUGAUCAAGAGAUGCCGUUUGAAUACGUGCGUGGGUACCCACAUGAUGGGGAGAAUUCGGUCCAAGGGUCUGUUGGUUAUGACCGUGAUAUGAUGGACCUUGACCGAGUGGACUAUAUGAACGGAGUGGGAGCCAAGUUCGGUACAUUGACCAACAUCUCACUGAAGAAAUAGUGGACAUGUGAUCCUCGACUGCGUUACAUUGUAAAAAAUCUUUGGAGCGUUACUUGGGAAGUUUGGUGCAAGUGGAUAGAACAUAGAACAGUACAGCACAGGAGCAGGCCCCUUCACACCAGUGUCGUACUGAACAUGAUGCCAAGACCAGCCUGUACCCAAUCCACAUCCCUCUAUUCCCUGCAUUUCCAUGUGCCUAACCAAGAGUCUCUUAAAUGCCACUAACGUAUCUGCCAACACCCCUGGCAGCGUAUUCCAGGCACCCGUCACCUCCUGUUUUUAAAACAAAUGUAUAUACUUACCCUGCACAUCUGCUCUAAACUUUUCCUCUCACCUUAAAGCUAUGCCCUCUGGUCAAUGAUAUUUCCAUCCUGGGAAAAGGGCUUUGACUCUACCAUAUCGAUGAGUCUGAUCAUUUAUGCUUCUAUAUGGUCUCCCACAUUCGCCAGCAUUGCAGCAAGGGUCAGUUUAAGGUGAUGGGUUCAAAGUCUGACAUAAUGAAAACAUUUUUUGUCACCCAGAGAGUGGUUAGAAUCUUCAUGCAGACUAUUUGCAAGCCUAGGUGUUGUCAGGAUUCCUUCCACUCCUUCACUGUAGUCAACUAGAAUUAUUCAAUCACUGGUAAUGUGCUUUAUAUAUUUAAAAAAAAAAAAAAAAAAAAAAAAAAAAAAAAAUUCCUACAACAAUGAUGCACGCAUCCCUCAAUUAUAUUCUUGACUGUUGCGAAAUAAGAUAGACACACAAUGCUGGAGGAACUCAGUGGCUCAGGCAGCAUCUCUGGAGAAAAUGGAUAGGUGACCUUUUGGGUCUGGGCACCCCUUCAGAUUUGAAUAAAAAGGACAUGCAAGGAGAUGUCAAGGAGAAAAAUGAGAUGACAUUGAAAGGAGAUGAGGAGGAAUUUCUUCAGUCGGAGGGUGGUGAAUCUGGAAUUAAUUGCCAUUGACGACUGUGAAUGGAUAUUUCUUCGGCAGAAAUUUGACAGAUUCUUGAUUAGUAAGGGUGUUGUGGGGGGGGGUGUGUGUUAGGGGGAGAAGGCAGGAGAAUGAAGUUUUGAGGGAGAGAUAGAUCAGCCAUGAUUGAAUGGCAGUGAACUUCAUGGGUCGAAUGGCCUAAUACUGCCUCUAGAAACAUCACCUUUUCUCCAGAGAUGUUGCCUGACCCAGUUACUCCAGCAUUUUGUAUCUACCAUUGGUGUAAACCAGCAAUUGCAGUUUAUUUUUGUUACAGUGCAAAAGGAGGCUUGGUACACUUCAGUUUGAAUUUACAAAAUAUAUCUUAAGUUGUAAAACUAUUGUAAAAUAUUAUUCCUGUCAGGAAUUCUUCAUGGGGACGCAAGGCAAGGCUCAAUUGCUUGCCCUGUUUCCUUGGAAUGUAAGAGGCUUAUUCAUUGUAUAAAGUUACAAGGGAAAUGGGUAAUAUUUGAUAGUGACUAACUUAUCAAUAUCAUAGACUUAGUUCUGCCUCACAGCGCAAGAGACCUGGGUUCAAUACUGAUUAUUAGUAAUAGUUUUACAUGCCUAAACUGAGUUUAUGUCAAUAACCCCAAUUGUAUUUUUAGUAUUGACUGAUUGAAAAUGCAGUUUGGAAACGGGCCCUUCAUUCCACUGAUCAUUGAUCACCCAUUCCCACUAGUUCUAUACUAUCCCACAUUCUCAUCCACUCCCAACACAAGGGGAAAUUUGCAGAGGCCGAUUAAGCUCCAAACCCACACGCCUUUAGGGUGUGGGAGGAAUCUGUAGCACCCAGAUGAAACCUACGUGGCCACAGGGAGAACGGGGUUGAGAGGGAAAGAUAAAUCAGCCAUGAUUGAACGGCCGAGUAGAGUCGAUGCGUCAAAUGGUCUAAUUCUGCUCCAAUAACUAUAGCUGUAAAUUCCACACAGACAGCACCAGAUAUCAGGAUCGUAUCCAGGAUUUAUGAUGCUAUGAAGCAGCUGCGCUUCUGAGCCACUCGUGCAAAUAUUGUGAUGCUUUUUCUACAGUUUUUAUUUGGUCUAUUUGGGGUUCAGGAUGAAGAGUGGGUAAUGAGGGGUGGAGACACUGCUGGUGCCACCUGCUGGCGGCUCAGUGAGUCCAUGUCGGGUGAGAUGCUGUGUUUGUUGAACUUUCCUACAUGCAGGGCCUGGAUAGAGUGAAUGUGAAGAGGCAGUUUCCACUGUGGGAGAGUCUAGGGCGGAGGGCACAACCUCCGAGCAAAAGUACGUACCUUUAGGAAAAAAAGUGAGGAGGAAUUUCUUUAGUCGGAGGUUGGUGAAUCUGCGGAAUUCAUUGCCAUAAACAGCAGCAGAGGCCAAGUCAUUGGGUAUUUUUAUGGCGGAGAUUGACAGAUACUUGAUUAGUACAGGUUGGGGGUUAUGAUCAGCCUUGAUUGAAUGGUGUAGACCUUGUGGGCCAAAUGGCCUAGUUCUGCUCCUAUAACUUGUGCAUUCACCAGGAACACUGAUCUGUAGGUCCAUGUGGCUGUGGGAUCUCUCCCACUCCCACUCCCAUUCCCAAACGCGCAGGGUCUGUGAUCAUCCAGUGGGGUUUAGUGUUUACAGAGGGAUGCACCCGAAUGUAUACUUGUUCUCAAAGUGGAUGCCUCUGUCUCAUUUGUAUCAACUAUCCUGAGCAGGUGGUGCUGAGUUCCUCCAGUACUUUGCUUUUUCUGCUUAAGAUUCCAACAUCUGCAGUUCCUUGUGCUGAGGCUCUAUAAGUUGUGGUGGGGCCACAAUUGGAACAUUGUAAGCAGUUUUGGGCCCCAGAUCUGAGAAAGGAUGUUGUGGCGUUGGAGAGAGACCGGAGGAGGCUUAUGAGAAUGAUCCCGGGGAUGACUGGGUGAAUGAAUGAGGAACGUUUGACGGCUCUGGACCUGUAUUCGGGUUCAUGCAUAAAGACUCGGGAACACCUUCUUCCCCUCUGUUUUCAGAAAUGUCCUGUAAGCUGGCGUAUUGUCCGAUUCUGCACCCUGUAUCUUCCCCUUUGCUCUGACUGUCAUACUUGCGUUUGGCUCGAUUGUGAUUAUGGUAUAUCUAAUCUGUUUGGAUAGCAUGCAAAACAAAGCUUUUCACUGUAUCUCCGUACACGUGACAAUAAUAAAAUUAAACCUAAAGCCAAUGAAUGUAGUCAUCUGUAUUUCCGAUUGUAACUUGCAUAUGCUUUUAGUGUGUGCUCUUCUUGAAAAACAAGGCAAAUACUUUUUGUGCUUCUGUGGUUUACUUUGCGAUGAAUAACGGCAAACUACUUAAUGUGAGGUUUAUUUCUUAUAGUGCAUAAGGUGGUACGAAUUGUUAUAUUAUCUGAAUUGCUUAUUGAAAGUAUUAUUAAACAGGGGAUUGGAUAAGGGGGGAGGGGGGGUUUACAUGGCUACUUUGAACAAAUGGAGAAGAAUAAAUGGAUUGCUUUACAGUGAACUAGCAUAGACUGCAGGCUGAAUGGCCUCCUUUAUACAUUGCCAGGUACUUUAAACUUUGUGCAAACUUUCUGUGGUAGCUCUGGUUAUUACAAUGUCAUUCUAAUGCUAUGUUAGUUCACAAUGACGUUCAUCUCGAUGGAAUAGGUAUUUAAUGUUUUGCAUAUUGAAAUAAAAUUGUCCUUGCACAUAGGAUUCUUUGCAUGA